Arvicola amphibius (Eurasian water vole) is the source of this 1191-nucleotide messenger RNA. Its product is annotated as BPI fold-containing family B member 3. The transcript has 10 exons. The record is from RefSeq and is a predicted model, not a curated record. NCBI's taxonomy places the organism in Eukaryota, Metazoa, Chordata, Mammalia, Rodentia, Cricetidae. Gene Ontology annotation, molecular function: lipid binding. Bases 1 to 1191 code for a protein of 396 amino acids.
AUGAGACUCUUGUGGAUGUUCCUCUUCCUUGGCUGUCUGUUUAACAAGAGCCACGUUUCAUCCAGCUACAGCUUAGGCUUUGGAAAUGGAGACAAUAGUGGGCUGUCUACAGAACUUCUCGCUGAUGAUAAAGGUGGAUACAUUGAUCUUGGAGCCAACAGUGACAAACUGGCUCCUCUGAGUAUUGCUUCAUCUGUAAAGGUCCCUGAAGUCAACCAGGACAGCGUGAGUGAACUUGAUAAUCUCAAGAUCACUGUUUCAGACUCCCUGGACACAAGUGGCAUCACCGGCCAAUUGUCAACACCUGUCCUCAACCAGGACAUCCUGAGCCAGGAAGGGCUGCUGAGCACGGUUCUUCUCAACAACCAGAAUCUAGCCCUGGAGAGAGAAGAGCUACUGACGCUCCUCCUCGGUGGCAGUAUAUCAUUUGGUAUCAAAAAUGACCUCCUGGAGGCAGCCGGGACCAAGGCUGUGGAAGGCCUGAUCUGCAAGGGCUCCCUGGGUGGCCUUUGUGGCCAUGGAAGUCUCUCUGGCAUGAAUGAUGUUCUGAAGAACAUGAAUUCUGGGAAACUCAAUAUCUGGCUCAAUGUCACCCGCUUCGAUAUUGUCCAAUUGUCAUGGAAGGUCUUUGCCUCAUCUAGCCUUGAACUUAAACUUCAGACCAAGUUGACCAUCAACUUUUCAGGAAUGCUCAAAUUUCUCAGUGGCUCCACAGUGGAUGUGAACAUCCUGGUCCCCUUGAAUUUGGAACAGACUGAGCCUGGUCAAGUCUCAUUUUCCGUGAAGAGCUGCAAAGCAGUAUUCACUGGGAUCCAAGUUGAGACAGGCAUGUUCUCCUCGAUGAUGGAAUCGAUGAUGAAAUGGUCCUUGAGCAUGUCCUUGCCCAACAUAUUAUGCCCAGUGGUCCGAUUCUGGUUUUACAUUGUCAACCAACAGUUGGUCAUCCUGAAAAAUAUCGCUUCCUUGGGGAUGUUGGGAGACAACAACCUGCCAAGUACCCCACAGCCUCUACUGUAUGAACGCUCUUACCACAUGGAUUUUAAGGACAAAAGCUUCCCGGCCUCUUUCAUCAACUGGCUGAUUAAAAGACCCUUGGUUUCUGAUGACUUUUAUCUGAUUGAGAGUAUUGGGACAUGUAGAGGGGAAAAAGAUCAGAACGUAGAGGAGUCUCCAGAAAAAUCCAAACUGUGA